AUGCCCCAUUCCGACCGUAUCCCUUUUGAACCAUGGCGCACACCUGAAUUCAAUAUUGUUAUUGUCGUCGGCCGUAAUAUCCUUGUGCAGCUCGAUGCGCAAUAUCCUCUCUCGAGUUUCAGGGAUCCGCCGAGCGGACCGCCCAUGUCGUCUGGAGGAGCGCUGCCGCCGACGUUCAGCCCGUUCUCGCCUUUCUCCUACCUCUUCCCGCAGCAGUCCUCGCCUUUCUCGGCCGCCGCCGCUGCCGCCGCCGCCGCUGCACACCAACAGCGUCUCAAGAUCAAACGUCAUCGACAGCGCGUCGACGCCGGCGAGCCCAGGAACUCUUUCCAGGUGUGCCUUUGAAUUUGUAACUUCGUUCACUCUCAAGUUUUUUAAGGCUUCUUGAACUCUCUAUCAAAAUAAAAAAUCAGGUUUUUGAUGAGUCUGACAAACCUGGAGCCUUUUGAAUCAAAAAAAGCGUUGGCCAAGUCUUUCGUACAACUUUAUGAAGAAUUUUGAUGAGAAACGGAAUUUUUCUUCCGACUUUGCUAUUCCCUUGUAGUUUUAUUCUCAAUCUUUAAAAGAAAAAGAGAUGAGUUCCGUCAAAAUCUGGAAAAUCUUCUCAAACUUCUAUGACAUGGGUUUUUCAAUGAGGAAUUGUACAAAGGUUUAAGAGAAAUGUUACUUGUAUCUCCAAAGUUUUCAUACGAGAACUAUCGCUCAAGUUCACAAUUUCAUUCAAACUGUAUUCAAUUUUUGCUCUUAAAUUUUGAAUCAAAAAAGUUUUCAGUUUUCCAAUAUUUUUUUUUUGUGGAAAUACCUGAGAACGCAGAAAAUUUUGAUUCUUUCGAAGAUUAUUCGUUUCAAGCUGAAAUAAGGCAAAAGGGCGAAAAGUUGAAAACUUAUGAUAGCAGUUGCGUUUACAAAACUGGGAUGAACGAGUGUCUGUUUCUCUGGUCGCCGAUUUCCCGACGUUUUUCAGGGGAAAAACGGAAAAGAAAUGAUGGCAUCGAACGAAUCGAUAAACAGCCUGUGGAUGGCCAACUCGCCGAGCGCCGUCUGCGAGGCAAAGUCCGUCGAACAGCCGACCGAUUUGUCGUUCAAAGGCCUCACGGUAGGCAUCCCGUCUCUCUUCGGAUUAUUCUCGGAGCUUCAGCCGGUCGACGACACCGAGCAGCUCGACGUAGACGUCGUCGAGGAGAAGGACGACCUCUGCGAGGACAGCGAGGAGCCCAACAGCAAGGAAGAGACUCCGGCGAGCAGAGAAAGCCCCAGCUCGACCAGCUCCGCCUCCAAACGCAAGAGCUUCCAGCCUCAGAAGAUUGGCGAACAGUUGGAGGCCAAUGAUGGUAAUAAUUAACGAAAUGAAAGAUAAAUAAUGAACACGAAGUUUUUACAGUUAUUUAAAAAAUUAAUUGAAUCAAAAAUUUCAAGAAACUGAUCGACUAAAGUACGUUUUUCUGUCUAGAAUGAAGUUUACAUAUGAAAAAAAAAUUGGUAACCAAUAUUUCGAUUAUGUAGAAUCAUUCUUUGAGGAACCUUGUUUGCAUUUGACUGUGAGUCGAAGAAGGUUAAAAAUUUUAGGGAGAUGUGCCUGAGAGUGAAGAAAAGUUGUGUUUUAAAAACUAAAAAAGUUUUCCUUUACAAUAAAUUUCAACAAUUUUUCGAAAAAAUAAUCAGCUCAAAAAGUUUUCAAAAAAAGAACUUUCUGUCAGAUGAAGAAACGGACUCCGUCAAGAACGAUAGCGUGGAAGAUGAGACGGAAAUGAUCGAGAAGCUGACAGAAGAGAAACCGGCUUCUGAGAACCGGGAAUACUCGGCUCUUCAAGCUCAACUCUCCGCCUCCCCUGUCAAGUUCCCUGGCGACGUCUUCGAGGCCCAGGUACCUUCAGGAGAAAAGUCAGCCACCUUAUUUGGAAUUUGAGAAGAAGCUGUACAACGCGUUACUCGAGCAACAGCGCAAGUUCAUGCCACCCACCAAUGAUGUUCGUCAAUCAAAGAAAUAAGAAGACUUGGAACAUUUUUCAGGAGCGAAAAAUCGAUUACAAUCAUCUGGUGCAGACGCUGAAGAACGAAAUUAUUGAAAAUCUUUCCAGCUCCAUUGAGCGGGUACGUGGAUUUUCUAUGGGAAGAAUUGAAGAUAGUCAAGUAAUCGUCGCGACGUUGAUCGCGGAGUUGACGUUAUAUCGCCGAUUUUGUUGAUUUAUUAAUUUUUAGUCCCUUCUUUAUUCAAAGAAAAUUUCAUCAAGAGCUUAAAAAAAUAAGAAAUUAAAAUAUUAGGUUUAGAAAGAAAUUAUUCCCAGAAAUCGCAAUAUUGCGAGUCAUUUAUUAGGAAUGGAUAUAAUUAUAAAUGGCAAACUUACUGCUUUGUUCUAGUUUUUAAGAGUCAAUCCAGCUUUAAGGGAAGUUUCCUCGAGGUAAAUCUCAACCGAUCUUUUAAAAACCCAGCUAGCUAUUGUGAAUGAGCAUAUUAGACUUGGAAAAACUGAGUAAAGGAAAUUCUGUUAGCGAUAUUUAACAAUAAUUAUCCGUGUUUUGCACCAAAAGAAGUUCUCAGGUAGUUCGAGAGUGGGCAACGGCAGAAAUCGCGCGGCAGGCGCAGUCCAACAACAACGAAUUUCGUCAACCUCCGGUUCAGCAUCCACUCUUUCCCGCCAACCCCUUGACGCAGUUCCCGUUGGCUCACGGUCUGUCUCAAGUCUCCUUCUUUCCAACUUCCUGUUCUCCAGGUAUGAACUCCGGUAUCUUCCCCAGCACUUUCAACGCCUUCAAUCUGCACGCCUUCAACGCUCUCCGAAGGACAGCCGUCAUCAACGAGGAGGACACGCCGAAAAAGAAAAAGUCGAGGGUAAUCUUUUCAAUAUUUUCGGCUUUCUUUUUUUUCUGGUAUUGAUCUGGUGCCUCGACAGGAAUAUCAAAACAGGCGUUUGUAUCUGAAAUUUUUACCCCGGGAAACUCUGUUAAAAUUUCCGGAAGAAGCAACGUUAGGGCGUUUUUUGGCAAUAUCCUUUGGAUAUCCAUCUUUUUGUGUAAAUCUCCAAGAAAAAGAACGUCAAAGGAUAUUUUCAUACAAAAACUUUUCAAAGCACUUUCUUAGAUUACUAGGAGGGUCUAACUUUUUGAAAGUUUUGCUGCUUAUGAUCUUUCUAGCAGACUUCUCCUAACUAGUUUCCUUUUUUGCAGACGGCUGACGUAAUGAAGAAAGAAGACUCGAACUCCGUGCGCGACAGUUCGCCGUUCAGUCCGCCAGCAAGUCCUUCGAUGGGCCAUACGACUCCCAAUAUGUCGCGCUACUUCCCGCCGACACUCGUCGGUCACCCGCUGUACGGCGGAGUGUCGUUCGGCGAGCGGGAGGACAGUCCAACCAACUCGGAUGAGCUGAGCGACUGCGGUCCCUAUGAUGGCUCUCAUAGGUUUCAACAUAUCUGGAAUAACAUCUUCAAGCAUUCUCUUUCAGUUCGACGUUGACACCGAUGCAUCUGCGCAAGGCGAAGCUCAUGUUCUUCUACACGAGAUAUCCCAACUCCAACCUCCUCAAGUCCUACUUCCCGGACAUUCGCUUCAACAAGAACAACACGGCGCAGCUCGUCAAGUGGUUCAGCAACUUCAGGUUCGCUCUAUCGAGAAUCCCUACAGAAAAUAAGUAGAAACAGCUGAGUAAACUUGUAAACCUGAGAACGAAACAUAGAAAUGUUUUAUCUCCUUUCAAAUGAGGAUUCGCUUUCAUCUUUUUACCAGUAUUCUGUGAAAGAACUUAAGAAGUCUGUUGGUUUCGAAACUAUUGAAGAUUAACUUUUAUUCAUUUGUGAAAUUGAAGGAUACAAGAUCUCUUAAUUUUCGAAAGCUAGAGAGCGUUUGGAAUUCGAGUUUUUAGAGACCAAAGAAAAUUAAUAACCUGAUUUCUCUAACCUCGUUUCUAACAUUAUAUGGGAAAAAGCAAGAACUUAAAAAUGAGUCCUUUUUUGUAUGGGGUUGAAGCUUUCCGCUUGACUUUUUCCUUAUUUUCCAUCUCAAAACUAGGCAAAUUUUUUUGGACUUUUUAAGAUUUUCCCACUUUUUUUAAACUUCAUGGACUAUUUUCCUUGAAAGUAACAUGGAAAUAAGUUUUCGAACCUCUACUGUAAUCGUUUGGAGAAAAGCGCGAUAUGUAUUGCUGCUCUCAUCAUUUUUCAACGCCGUGCGUCGGAGAAUCGCGCGGCCCAUAAACGGAGAAAUUUUUGAUGAUGAAAGCACAUGCUGAAGGCUGUUCACACAGGCAUGCAAGGAGUGAAUGGGCGAGACGCCAUUCCGAAAUUGCACACAAUAGGUCUUAGAGGGAACGAGGGCCGUCAUGCUUGGGUGGUACUGUACGUCGGCCUCGUCUUUCUCUUUUCCCUGUCAUCAUCAACGUAAUCAUCUCCGCUGCAAAGCCGAUUUCGAUUUCCCACAAAUGUGUACCAGUUCGAGGGACUUCCGUCGCCCGAAUUUCGGCGCCUGUCCUUGUUUCUGCGACUCCAAAUCCGGCUGAUGUCGUUUCCCAACCGCUGUCUCUUAACAGAAACAAAGCCGGCGAAAAGGGAAAACGAAAAAGAAAAGAGCAAGUUUUGGAACCAACAGUUGAACAGUCCUACCUGGGGCAAGAACUUCUAUGAUAAGUUUUUUAAGGCUACAAAUAAAUUAUAGCCUCAGGGUCACACGUGUGCUAUGCUUGCAUUUCAGCUCUAUUGGGCUGACUUAGAAAGAGAACUAUUGCGUUAUUGCUCUUUCUUAUACGUGAAAGCAAAAAUGUUGUUCUCAUUUUACCGAGUCAAAUUAAAGUCUUUUAUACAAGAUUGAGCUUAUUCUGUAAAAGUGUUGUUGUGCAGGGAAUGGCAAAGAGAUUCAACGGCAUUUUUGAAGUUUUCAGUGGACCUACAAAACUAUUCAUAUAUAGUAAUAAUCUACAGACAUUAUGACUAGAAAAAUACUUCAAAAAAAUUAAGAGGUGUCUUUCAUAACGAGUAGUUCGGAUUAUGAAUACUUGGGAAAAAAAAUUAGUGACUUUUAAAUUUCAAUUAAAGUCAGACCUAGCGUUUAAUUUUGUGGGAUCUUUUUUCUGCUUACUUUUGCUCAAAAGACAGAUAUCGUAUUGAGUAUGAAAACUCGAGAGAUGUUUAUGAAUGGUCAAAAUCCUACAAAAAAUUUGAAGCUCGAAAACUUUAAUCGUGGAAAAAAAAAUAGAAACUGAAAUAUGCAGACAGAAUUGUCUGAAACCGACAGUUUCAAUGUUCAUCGAUCUGAAAAAAAGGUUUUUCAGAGAGUUCUACUACAUCCAGAUGGAGAAGUUCGCGCGGCAGCUGCUGGCGGAAGGCGUCAAACGGCGCGAGGACAUCUUCGUCUCCAAGGACUCGGAGCUCUUCAAGGCGCUCAACACCCACUACAACCGCAACAAUCACAUUCAGGUCAGCGGCGAUAAUCUUCUACCGCGCCGCGCAUUAUUCUCGUUUGUUUCCGGAAACUCUCAAUAUUCAAACUCUACUUUUUUCAUUUCUCAACUUCCAACAAGCAAAAGGGAAUAUGUGUCAUGAGUGUUUCAAAAUUUACAGUAAUCCAUCAUAGCUAUAAUCGUACGAUAAUUUUCCAAAGAUUCUGCCAACUAAUUCAUUUGAAGUUUUGAAAAAUACUUCAAAGGACAUUUUUUAAUUUUGAACAGUCGAGGCCGCUUUUUACUCUUUUCAAAAAAAAUGAACGAAAAAUUAAAAUUUAGAUUUUUUUGUGUUGAGUAAGGCUCUAAUUUUUUCAUUUGGGUUCAAACAUUUUUUUCAAGGUUUCUGAUGAUUCAUGUUUUGAUUUUUGAAAAUUUUGUUGUCAAGUAAACGGCAGAAAUUUUUCUGAUUGAAAAGUCGCUUUUCAGCCACCGGAGAAGCUCGUAUACGUGGUGCAGGAAUCGUUGCGGGAGUUUUUCGACGCUGUCAGGAUGGGGAAAGACAACGAGCCAUCGUGGAAGAAGACUAUCUACAAGGUUAUCAACCGACUCGAUGACGUCAUUCCCGAGUACUUCAAAGACCCGAACUUCCUAGAUAGACUUGAUUCUUAG
Caenorhabditis auriculariae is the source of this 6037-nucleotide messenger RNA. Lineage: Eukaryota; Metazoa; Nematoda; Chromadorea; Rhabditida; Rhabditidae. The record is from the annotation of a GenBank genome assembly.